AUGAAGGCCGUGUAUAAUCAAGCUCUUUGUCCAACUUCGUGUUCGCAUAGAACUCCAGAGCAUAAGCAAACGUUGAACAUCAAUGCGAAUGGGACUGUGACAGUAGCUCUCAAGGGAAAUGUAAUGUCCAGAACAGGUUCUGUAACUGGUAAGGGGAGAAACUUUAUCUCAGUUGCAUCUGUUAAAGAAUUGACUCAUGAUAGUGAAACAAAAGCUCGACAAAAUAUUCCGACCGAGAAACAAUCGGUUGAUCCAUUUCGUCAGGGGAACAUCACUGACGGAGGCGUCAGAUACAAACAGACUGUUGUUAUAAGGUCCUAUGAAGUUGGUGCUGAUAAAACUGCAACAUUAGAGAGCAUUCUCAACCUUCUUCAGGAAACAGCAUUGAACCAUGUUUGGGUAUCUGGACUACUAGGUGAUGGAUUUGGUGCGACACAUGGCAUGGUAAGGAAUAACCUCAUAUGGGUUGUAACAAGGAUGCAAGUUCAAGUUGAUGAAUAUCCAAUCUGGGGUGAAGUAAUGGAGGUUGACACAUGGGUUGGGGCAUCAGGGAAAAAUGGAAUGAGGAGAGACUGGCUAAUCAGAAGUGAUGCCACCGGAGAAGUCUUAGUUCGGGCUACAAGCACUUGGGUGAUGAUGAACCAACAAACUAGACGGCUUUCAAAAAUGCCAGUAGUAGUCAGAGAAGAGAUUUCACCUUGGUUUAUAGAAAAGAAAGCAUUUGAAGAAGAAAUUCCAGAAAAAAUAAACAAGCUGAACAAGACUGCCAAAUUUACAAACAGCAACUUGAAGCCCAAGAGAAGUGACUUGGAUAUGAAUCAACAUGUGAACAAUGUUAAGUACGUAAACUGGACGCUGGAGACCAUCCCUCACAAAUUUUUGAAGAACUACCAGCUAACCAGAAUAACUCUCGAGUAUAGAAGAGAAUGUCGCAGUUCAGACGUAGUUCAAUCAUUAUGCGAACCUGAAGAAGAGAGUUAUGAAGAAAGACAUCACGAGAGUAGUAAUGUUGACAAGGCAAAUUCACUAGCAUCAGCUUUGUUUCAGGACUGUAACCACAAUAAGUCCUUGCAAACAUACACCCAUCUUCUACAGAUUACAGGAGAUAAGGAGGAAAGUGAAGAGAUUGUUCGAGGGCGAACCAUGUGGAAAAGAAAGCUCUAA
Molecule: messenger RNA, 1164 nt
Organism: Dovyalis caffra
Lineage: Eukaryota; Viridiplantae; Streptophyta; Magnoliopsida; Malpighiales; Salicaceae
Source: the annotation of a GenBank genome assembly